UUAUAUAUGUUGACUACUCUUAAGGUUUUGGUUUCUUUGAAUUGUUUCAACACAGGGUUUUGCUCCUUUGAAAGAAAGAAAAACAGGGUUUUGGUUUUGCAUUACAGAGGAAGAAUCCCUUCAAGUCCUUGUUCUCGCUAUGGCUCCCGAUGCUUCCGACGCACUUGCAGUUAGGCAGAAAGUUCAACACUUUCUCAACGCUGCUCGUACCGGCAAUCUCGAUCUCUUAAAGAAAUUUGCGGAACAGUUAGAUGAGGGCAAAGAUUUAUCCAAAACAGUUGAAGCAAUUAAAGAUGCAAACAAGCGUGGAGCACUUCAUUUUGCUUCUCUUGAAGGACAAACUCAGAUUUGCAGUUAUCUUAUAGAGGAUUUGAAACUUCGUAUCAAUGAUAAAGACGAUGACGGUGAAACUGCCCUCAUUCAUGCUGCACGUCAGGGACACACUGCCACUGCUAAGUAUCUGAUUGAUCAUGGCGCUGAUCCUACUAUUGCUAGCAAUUUAGGAACUACGGCUUUGCAUCAUUCUGCUGGAAUAGGAGAUACGGAUUUACUUGAGCAUUUGCUGUCCAGAGGAGUUAAUCCUGAUUUAGAAAGUGAUUCGGGAACACCUUUGGUUUGGGCGGCUGGUCAUGCUCAAGAAGCUGCUGUUACUGUUCUAUUAAAACAUGGUGCAAAUCCCAAUGCUGAAACUGAUGAUGGCAUUACCCCACUCAUUUCAUCUGUUGCAGCUGAUUCUUUGGCAUGCUUAGAGCUGUUAAUACAGGCAGGUGCUAAAGUAAAUGUUAGUGCUGGUGGAGCAACUCCUUUGCACAUUGCAGCUGAUAAUGGAAGUCUAGAACUUAUAAAUUCCCUGUUGAAAGCAGGAACUGAUCCUAAUGUCUCUGACGAGGAUGGUGUUAAGCCAAUACAGGUUGCAGCUGGAAGGGGAAAUCGUGGAGCUGUUGAGAUAUUGUUCCCCAUGACAUCCAAAAUUGAUGCUAUUCCUUCUUGGACUAUUGAUGGGAUACUUGAGCAUGUGCAAUCCGAAAGUAAAAAGCAGCAGGAUGAAUCGCUAAAUGCUAAAGAAAAUAACUGGUCUGUGGAUGCUACUGUUUCUCAAGAGCAAAAUAUCCCUGAGGUGUCACCUGAAGCCAAAAAGAGAGCAGCAGAAUCAAAAUCAAGAGGGGAUGAGGCUUUUAAAAGGAAUGACUAUCAUACGGCUAUAGAUUCCUAUACACAAGCAAUUGAUUUGAAUCCCAGUGAUGGUACAUUGUUUUCAAAUAGAAGUCUAUGUUGGAUGAAGCUAGGUCAAGCUGAGCAGGCUUUAGCUGAUGCAAAGGCAUGUAGAGCAUUAAGACCAGAUUGGUCCAAAGCUUGUUAUAGGGAAGGCGCAGCCUUGCGUUUGUUGCUGAGGUUUGAUGAAGCUGCAAAUGCUUUUUACGAGGGAGUAACACUUGACCCUGAGAGCAAGGAGCUUGUAAAUGCGUUCAGGGAAGCUGUUGAAGCUGGAAGGAAAUUUCAUGGCACAACUAAAGAUAAAUCGUAGUUGUCAUUUUUCUAAUGUCCCUUACAAAGAUAAAGAAACUAAAACGUUGUGGGUGAUGCAGCCUUUUAACCUUAUUGAUAUGUAUUUUCUUGAGUACAAUCUUACGAGUUCAGUUUACUGGUAAAUUAUUGCGUUAAAAAAUUAUACUAAUUAGAAAGGUUAUUGCUUAUUUGACA
Medicago truncatula (barrel medic) is the source of this 1701-nucleotide messenger RNA. RefSeq names its product putative ankyrin repeat protein RF_0381. Gene Ontology annotation, molecular function: protein binding. The transcript is spliced from 11 exons. NCBI's taxonomy places the organism in Eukaryota, Viridiplantae, Streptophyta, Magnoliopsida, Fabales, Fabaceae. The record is from RefSeq and is a predicted model, not a curated record. Bases 140 to 1525 code for a protein of 461 amino acids.